Messenger RNA from Hypoxylon fragiforme, 2168 nucleotides. RefSeq lists its product as uncharacterized. Gene Ontology annotation, cellular component: endoplasmic reticulum membrane. Gene Ontology annotation, biological process: phosphatidic acid biosynthetic process. The transcript has a single exon. Bases 710 to 1921 code for a protein of 403 amino acids. Gene Ontology annotation, molecular function: ATP-dependent diacylglycerol kinase activity. Lineage: Eukaryota; Fungi; Ascomycota; Sordariomycetes; Xylariales; Hypoxylaceae. The record is from RefSeq and is a predicted model, not a curated record.
UACUAGGUAGUAACUGCCCAGGUGAUACAUAAUGCACAGGCCACGCGGGGUUAGAUCAAUACUCUAAAUAAUAAUAAUGACGAAACAAGUUAACUGUAUUAACUUAGGUAACUUUUUGAACGGUCUUCGUUUGGUUCAAGUUUGAUUUCCGUGUGGAAAAAAAGAAAAAAAAAAAGUAGAAAAAUUCAAUCCCGACCAUUAUCAUCACGCGACAAGCCGAGCCUACUUACAUCUAUCAUCCUAUCAUUUCUCGGUAUCUUCGGUAUCAUCCCUACCUACUACCUAUUUUAACCAGGUAUCUCUUAUGAUCUAGGGUAGCCAUCGUACUAGGUAUCCUACUGGGCAUCCUAUCCGCCAACCCCCAACUGGCACAGCACAUGUGCUUAUUCAUUCAUGUGUGAGACCAAGACCCUCGCCCAAGUCCGCUUUCCAGGAUUCGCGCAAAGAUCCGAAAAGAACUUCGUCGAAGCAUCACAAUGUGGCAGAGAGCUUCUCUGCUACAUCACCAACACCAUUCAAUCUGGAUCCCAUAGCCCAUCAUCAAUCUUUGUUCUCCAGCCUUUCCCAGACCCCACGUGAAUCCAGAAAGGAUAAACAUAUUCAUUCCUCUUUUUGGCCUUUGCGAUUUUAUGAUUUGCGACAGACCGUGACUGGCCCUGUCUUCUCCCCAUCCUUACCUCACUUUUCUCUACCUCCCUUUCCCUAUAACAUGUCUUUCCUUGGGAAACCUAUUAUUCCUGCCCCCCCGAGGAUUAUAUCUCCAAGUCCUACCCCUUCCGAGGUUGGAUCUGGAGAUACUUCUCAUGAUUCCUAUCUCGGCCCCAUUACUCGCUCCGCUGCGAGGCGGAGGCAGGCGGACGGCGCCACCUUUCCACAACCUCUCCACCAAAUUCUUGACGAAGAAUCCGAUCCCGAGCUUCGGAGGGCCCGGACCAGAUCUCGAAGCCCCAUAAAGACACGCCGAGUCAAUGGCCCCGCUCCUAUUCAACCUAAUCGCACCUCUAAAUCGAAAACGAGCGAGAACCAUGAUAAGGUGAAGAAGGAGGCCAAGGAGAAUAUUAAGAGCGAUACUUCCAACGGUCAUCUCGCGUUACCAACACCCACCACUUACGGAUGGGACUGGCGCGACUUUAGUCGAAGUCCGAGUCCUCUUGGCCUCAUCCCCAUCCAUAGACAUUUCAAGACCUUUAUCCAUAAGCAUGAAGUUCCAAGAAAGGCCCUGCACGUGUCAAUCGGCUUUCUUGUCUACUGGCUCUAUGUCAGCGGCACUCAAACUUCUUCUGUCACACCGUUCUUGAUGGGAGCCCUCAUCCCUAUUGCGACUACCGACUUUCUGCGCCAUAGGUAUGCCUCGUUAAACCGGCUCUACGUCAGGUGCUUCGGUGCUUUGAUGCGCGAAUCCGAAUAUGCUGGCUGGAACGGAGUCAUCUUCUACUUGCUCGGUGCAUGGUCCGUUCUCUACUACUUCCCGAAGGAUGUUGCGGUAGUAGCCGUCAUGCUCUUGAGCUGGUGUGAUACGGCUGCGAGCACAUUUGGCAGGCUAUAUGGAAUAUAUACGCCAAGACUCCGACGAGGCAAGUCUUUGGCUGGGUCACUAGCCGCAUGCCUCGUUGGAGUGGCUACCGCUGCCUGGUUCUGGGGUUGGCUAGCUCCCAAGACCGGUCCAUUCCCUGGAGACGAUGACCACCCUUUUAUGUUCAAGGGCAUAUUGCGGCUCCCCGCCGUUAUUUCGAGCGCACUCGGCAUUUCCGAGUCGCAAGGGACUAUUAGUGGCCCCAUCGCCUUGGGCGUAUUGAGCGUGUGGUCGGGCCUGACUGCGGCGGGUAGUGAGGUGAUUGAUCUCUUCGGGUGGGACGAUAAUCUAACAAUUCCCGUGCUCAGUGGCAUCGGAAUAUGGGGGUUUCUCAAGGUUUUUGGAUAAGGGACAAGGCCGGUUAGACAGUGUAGCGCGCCUGCAAGGCUUCGGAUAGGUGUGUUAUUCGGCGUUAUAAAGGGGGGGUGGGCAUUGGUACGCAAAGGCUUGAGGCUAGCCUUGGUAGACAGGUUAUGACUAGGUAGACGCGACGGCAACGGGUACGGCAAUACUCACUCAUCUCUCAUGACACGGACACAUUCUUGAACAUCCAAAACUACAAUACUUCUUGGCGAAUACGAGAAGUUGCGAAAGU